Messenger RNA from Lycium ferocissimum, 624 nucleotides. RefSeq lists its product as uncharacterized. Lineage: Eukaryota; Viridiplantae; Streptophyta; Magnoliopsida; Solanales; Solanaceae. The coding region runs from base 179 to 475 and encodes 98 amino acids. The transcript has 5 exons. The record is from RefSeq and is a predicted model, not a curated record.
UAAUUAAUAAACUCAUUUACUUUUCAUUGCAGGAAAAAUGUGUCUGGCGCCCGGAACAUGAGACGCAGCUAGCUCAAAACUUCAAGAAGAAAGCUCAGUGCUUACUAUGUGACAUGUUAGGAAGGGGAAGAAGGCUAGAAAUUUGACGAAGGGUGGUUCCCUACACACUAGUGGGGCUAUGAGUCAAGAGCCCGUGAGGAGGAAGUUGGAACUAAAACGGGGGACGCCAGUGCCUCAAGAUGAGGCGUUCAAGAUCACUCACGUGAAGAAGAAGGCAAACGCUAAUGAUCCAGAUCACUGGUGUGAGGAACCAGCUAUACUUAUAAUGAAUCAAUAUCAACAUUCAAAGGCGGAGUUUCUUCGUACUCAGCCACCCAACACACAGCUGACAGAAGAACAAAUGGAGGAAAGGUGGCUUGAGAGUGUUGGUGGUCCCACUAGUUUAAUGUUUUGUGGAUGUUUGCAAAGGUUGUGAAGCAGUUUAAUGUUGUGUAGAUGUUUGCGAAUGUUGAAGUAGCUUAAUGUCUCUUCGGAAUGUUUGAAUGAUGUUUUGAUUCAACUUUGAAGUAGUUUCGAAUUGAAUUUGACGUAUUGUUGGUCGUAAUAUAUGUGUUUGUUGAAGUA